Messenger RNA from Nilaparvata lugens (brown planthopper), 1181 nucleotides. RefSeq lists its product as uncharacterized. The record is from RefSeq and is a predicted model, not a curated record. NCBI's taxonomy places the organism in Eukaryota, Metazoa, Arthropoda, Insecta, Hemiptera, Delphacidae. The coding region runs from base 64 to 900 and encodes 278 amino acids. The transcript is spliced from 6 exons.
UGAUCAAUCAUCAAUCCAUAAUCACAUUUUAUUUUCUUUCCAGGAAAAGAAGAGUCACCUUCCAUGCCUCGAAAGACUGAAAACUGUUGGAGCCCUGACCGUAUAAGAACACAUCAUUCUAGUCGGAUGCAGCAAAGGUAUGACUUGAUUCAAGACGGCCUAAGUGGCCGACUGAGCCUGCAGACUUCACUGACUUUGCGACAGUCGAUAUGGACGAGUGUGGACUACUGCCCUGAGUGCUCCUCGCCGCAGGCUUGGGGCUCGCAGUCUCUUAUUAUUCCACCUAGUGAUGACAUUAUACAAGCCUGCAAUCAGAAAUUGAAUUCAUUGAAAAAACACAAGCAUCAUGAAACGAGAAAGAGUAAAGAGAAAGAAAAAGAUAAGUCUAUCAAGAGAGAUAUUGUCAAGUUGAAGUCUAGUAAAUCUGAGCCUGAAAUCGACGUAUCUCAAAUUCCACCUCAAGAGCCUCUACAAACUUCAAAGAAACGAACAAGAAGAAAAACCACCAGAGUGAAGAAGCAGCAAUCUCAAACUAGUACGAAUGAUAACGCCGUUAAAAAUGACCCUACUUUGUUAAUAGAACCUGUGCGAGUUGAGGAAAAUCGAAAAUUCAAAGAAUCUCCUUGGAAAAAAACUCCAAGACAACCAAUAGCUAGGUCAAGGUUUAGAAAAGGAGGUAUUGUUGCUACAGCUACUGUGAGGACUUUUACUGAUCAAGAGGCUGCUGAAGAUUCAGAUGAUGAAGAAGAUAAAACUAAUUCAAAUGGUGGAAAGAAGAAAAAGAAGAAAAGAAAAUUUCUGAACUUGCAUAAGAAAGUGAGAAAAGUUAUAAGUGCAACUGUGACUGCAGUUACUGCAUCAACGUCCAAUGAUACUGGCAAGCUUGCCAAAAAUCGGUAGUUUUCAAAGAACUGUCCUAAUUUUGUACAAGUGAUCAAUCUUUGAAGGCAAUGACAAUUGGAAAAAAAAUAAAACAGAACGAUUAUGAAAAUUGCAUUUAUUUGGAUAUGUUACGGUAUGGAUUUAGCUAUAAGAUUCUGAAAACUAGGUAUCUAGUUCCAUCUUACAUGGUUCUAGUACCAUAGCUAAAAAGAUAUGUAACAGUUUUACUCUACUUAUCAAGUUAGUACUUCUGUUCUUGAAUAUCUUGAGCUUAACUAAUAAAUGAAAACUUGUUCAUU